This is a messenger RNA of Cavia porcellus (domestic guinea pig), 3649 nucleotides long. RefSeq names its product endogenous retrovirus group K member 7 Gag polyprotein-like. The coding region runs from base 396 to 1307 and encodes 303 amino acids. Gene Ontology annotation, molecular function: zinc ion binding; nucleic acid binding. The record is from RefSeq and is a predicted model, not a curated record. NCBI's taxonomy places the organism in Eukaryota, Metazoa, Chordata, Mammalia, Rodentia, Caviidae. The transcript has 2 exons.
GGGGGAAGACCCCUUUGGAUCCUCCAUCCUCGUAUCUGGGUUUGAAGAUAAACUCUUGCCUGCUUGGUAAAACAUUGUCGCUCAGACAGCAAAGAAAAACCAGAGCCAGGAAGGUGCCAUGGCUCCAAGCUCCUAUUCAUCUUCCCAUUCCCCAGCUGAACACAGAAGCCACAGGAAAACAGGAGCGACAUCGACAUUUGGUGGCCCGUACGGGGACUGAUCACCCCCGAGACGUGACAGCGGACAACGCUCCAGUACAGAGCUGCGAGACAGGUGAGUUGGGGAUAAGCCUGGGCUCUGGGUGGCGCGCACCUACAGGGCUUUUAGACUCCCCUCAGGCUCACGCGUAAGUGGCGGAUUCCUUGGGCCUCACGCGGUGAGUAACAUAUUAAAAGAUGGGAAACAUGCUAGGUAGCAACACUAAGAGCGAGGGUGGUUGUGGAGAAAGCUCUCAAGAGCUUACAAAAGUACGCAGGGUAUUUGAGCAGGCCCAGUCAGGGAGCUCCCGAGAGGGGCCCGUCAAGGGGAACAAAGAUGCUAAGGAGAAGGACGGGGCUCUAGCCUCGGAGUCGUCUGACUCCGAGGACGAGGGAAAGUUGAAUGGCAAGGAGGCCAAAGAGACCAGCUGUCAGGAGCCUAAGUCGCUCGAUAAGGAGUCGCAGGGUUCUUUCCCAAUAAUUCAGGGUACCACAGAGCCAUUUGUUGACUUUGUGGCCCGAAUGCAAGAUGCUGCCGAUAAGAUAUUUUCUGAUCCGGGAGUGGCUCGACCGCUGGUAAGGCAGCUGAUUUUUGAGCAAUGUACAAAGGAGUGCAAGGCAGCGAUAGCUCCUCAUAAGAACAAGGACCUCAACGCCUGGAUUAGGAUAUGCAGAGAGAUAGGGGGGCCGCUCUCCAACUCGGGAGUGGCUGCUCUCCUGGCCGCGGCUGUACAGCAGAGGGGACCUCUCGGGUUAGAAGGGGAAUGUAAGGCUAAAGGGUGUUUUGCCUGCGGGGAGCCAGGACACAUUAAACGUCAUUGCCCAAACAAUGCAGAUGCUAGGCCUCGCCCUAGGAAUGAAGAACCAUAUGUUUGUGGGCGAUGCAAGAGGGGAUCACACAAAGCUGAGGAGUGUAGGUCGGUCUUUGAUGCUCAGGGCAACCGUAUUUGUGGACGAGAUGUUAGAGGGCCAAAAAACGGCCAGAGGGGGCCCCCUUCACAGGCGGGCCCCCGCCCCAGAGACAGGACAGCUCAGGAUGGCAGCCUUCAACAAGGGCCACCCCUGGGUCAGCAGGUGUGGACCUCAGUGUCGCCUCCAGACUUAUAUUAGUGUUCCUGUCUAUCCAGACAUUGCUUCAGAACAGACACCAUAAGGUCUUCACCACCCACAUAAGAGCACAUACAUCCCUGCCGGGGCCCAUGGCACAGGGGAAUGCGGCUGCUGAUACUGCCACUCGCCCGUUAUGGAUUUUUACCUUACUAACACCAGUCGAGCGAGCCCGUGCCUUCCAUGAUAAGUUUCAUGUCAAUGCCAGGACACUAGCAAACCAUUUCCAUGUUUCCAGAGCAGAUGCACGAGAUAUCGUGCGACUAUGUGACUCCUGUGCCACAUACAAACCUGCCAUACCGAUGGGAGUAAACCCUCGAGGUUUGAUCCCUGGUGAUGUUUGGCAGAUGGACAUCACACAUAUACAGGAGUUUGGGACUCUUAAAUAUGUUCAUGUUUCCACAGACACCUGUUCUCACGUCAUAUUUGCAACAGCAGAAACAGGUGAAAAAGUGUCUAAUGUGAUCAAUCAUUGCCUGGCGGCUUGGGCCGCAUGGGGCAAACCAAAAAUAUUAAAAACUGAUAAUGGACCAGCCUAUAUAGGCAAAGCCUUCAAUGAGUUCUGCAAAAUGAUGGAGGUUCAAUUAAAACAUGGUAUCCCAUACAAUCCCCAAGGUCAAGGAAUCAUUGAGAGGGCUCAUAGAAGCCUCAAAGAAAUUUUACAAAAACAAAAAGGGGGAGUAAGCCAAGGCCUGCCUCCAAAGGCGCGGUUAUCUAUGACAGGACAAUGGAUGGGCCCGGAUCCAGUGGUCAGCUGGAACCGAGGCGCGGUUUGUGUUUUCCCACAGGAAUCGGGACGAGAACCACUGUGGGUACCGGAGAGACUGACACGGGCGACAAAGCCCUCGACUGAAGAUCAGACCUGCCCUACCGGAGAUCCAUCACAGACCAACCAACAAGAUGAAUAGAAAUAGCGGUAGCCCAAAAUGGACAAGAAGAUCCUCAGGCAUAUGCAUGGCUCGCUCGCCUAGCCUACGACCGAGUCUAGGGGUGGUGAGCUUCCCACACUCCUCCUCUAAAAAAUUAUGACAUAGCUGGGUAGGAGAGUCAAUGACGGGUAAGAGCGUACUCCCCCGGUGCGACUCAACCUAAGCCAGGCCCUACCCCAUCCUGCACGUAAGCCGCUGGACUGUUAGAUGCUGCCCAGGUCUAAAUUUCUCUCCGAGGGGAUUUCUUUACGGAGAGAAAAUGAGUGCAAGCUUGUGUGCAUCCAGGUUCCGUCCAGUUUGUGCCUGGCCCUAGAAAAAGGACGAGGGCCUCAGGGCCUUGGCAGACCAUGGGACGGCCGACCAGGGUCUAAGCCAAGGACCUACGGUGGGCCUACGCAUAGGGCAUAAGCCUCUGCACCCAGUCCAGAAAGGGCUACGAUGCGCACAUUCAUAAAAAAUAAAAAAGGGGGAGAUGUUGGGAGCCGCAGCCCCGAGCCCGGUCGCCUCACUUGGCGGACGUGAGGCCUGUAGUAAAGAGUAAAGCCUGAGGUAGAUUACCCCUCCCAUCGAGCACGUUAGUUUCCUGCUUACCGCGUAAGCAACCCGCUCAACAAUAUAGUCUGCCUGGCAACUGAUGAUGUUAGCCAAUCAGCUUGCCUUGCUUACUUUAACAUGAUUGGACACUGUAUCCGUAUAUAUACUGGUGCCACCCCUGGGGGGGAAGAAGAAGCCCGGAAGUAGAAGCCCAGAAGGAGCCUCGGGGAGCGGACCAAAGGAGGCUUCGGCUGGGAGCGAUCCCAGGGCAGGCUGUACGGAGAAGAAAAAUAAAAGAAAAGGUUGUCCACUGCCAGACUUUGUCGUGUGUCCUUCCUGCCGGCCAGGAGCGACAUCGACAAGUAAUACCUGUAACUGUAAAUGUGUGUCUUCCUUUUCCCCUGGGUAAAAGAUUGAUAUGUUAAUCAAUGCUCUCUUCUGUAAAGAAUUGUAAAAUCUUACCCAAUUGAUAUGUUAACCAUUGUUGCCCUCUACAAAUAGAAAGGUUGUGGUGCUAAAGUAAAGUAAUUAUGUCAGGAAACUCAGAGAUAAAGUCUGCUGACUAUGCUAAUCAAGAUUGGGAAGUAUGUCAGAACCAAGCCACACAGGAGCUAGGUGACCUAAAAAUAAGCUGUGCAAAACAAGACAGUUAAUCAACUCUGACCCACUGGUCGCCCCUCAUGAUCUGACCAAUCACAAAUGGACAAAUCACCAACUGUUCUGCUCUAACUGCUAUGAUUGGCUUCUGUAACAAUGCUUGCUUACUUUGCGGUUUUCAUCCUUAAAAACACCAGCCUUGCCCCAACUCAGGGUUCUCCGUUUCCACCUGUUUGGAGGACCCCGUGUACACGGAAUAAUAAAAACCCCAUUGUUUUUACAUGA